GCUGUGGGCGGGGCCGUGUGCGCGGACGGUACUUCCGUGUUUAUUCGGGAUGACGCUAACAACAAACUGUAGCGAGUCUGUCUUUAAAGUCACGCGUUUUUAACUUAUUUACGUCACGUUUUCAAAUACGGAACCGCUGCUAAUGCAGGCUAACACUGUUAGCAUCGGUGAAUGUGUUCCGCAUCGAGCGCGUUGGCUUCUGUUAGCUCCCGUUAGCUUCGGUUAGCUCACACAGCUGCUGUAAACAGAAUAGGUGAAGCUGGACAGGAACUUCCGGUCAGUGUUAGCCGUUAGCUUGGCUCAAAGCUAACGAACAGAAUGAUGAAGCAGGAGCGACUGCGUGAAAACAGACGCCCUCCAGCAGACUGUUCUACAGACGGCCAACAUCUGCUGCUGAUCAAAGAAGAGCUUCACACUGAGAUGAUGACCCGUCCAGAUCAGGAGGAGCCAGAGAAUCCUCACAUUAAAGAGGAACAGGAAGAUCUCUGGACCAAUCAGGAGGAAGAGCAGCUUCAUGACACGGAGGAGGCUGAUGAUGGAAAGUUCUCACUCACUGUUGUUCAAGUGAAAACUGAAGAUGACCCAGAGAGUCCUGACAUCAAAGAGGAACAGGAAGAUCUCUGGACCAAUCAGGAGGUCCAUGGCAACAAGUUCUCACUCUCUAUUGUCCACGUGAAGACGGAAGACGAUGAGGACGAACCUCAGUCCUCACAGCUUCAGGACAGCAGAGAAGCAGAGCCUCCAGACACUGAUGGAGAUGAUCAUCUUCACUCCGAUAAAGAAGACAACAAGACUUCAGACUCGUGUGAGACUGAAGACAGUGAGGAUUAUGAGAAGGAGACCAGAGCUCCUGACCAACGUCAGCCUCACAGACACAAACAGAGAGUUUCUACAGGACAGAAACCGCCUGUCUGCGACGUCUGUGGGAAAAGAUUCACAACAAAGAGUGAAGUUAAGAGACACAUGGUGGUCCACACUGGAGAGAAACCAAUUUCCUGUGAAAUUUGUGGGAAAAUAUUUACACAAAACAGUUCUUUGACGACACACAUGGUGGUUCACACUGGAGAGAAACCGUUUCCCUGUGAUGUUUGUGGGAAAAGAUUCACACAGAAAGGUACUCUUGAUGUACAUAUGCUGAUCCACACAGGAGAGAAACCAUACAUCUGUGGUGUCUGUGGGAAAAGAUUUAUAACAAAGAGUGAUGUUAAGAGACACAUGGUUGUCCACACCGGAGAGAAACCGUGCAGCUGUGAUGUUUGUGGGAAAAGAUUUAUGACAAAGAGUGAUGUUAAGAGACACAUGAUGGUCCACACCGGAAAGAAACCGUUUCACUGUGACGUCUGUGGGAAAGGAUUCAUAAUCAGUUGUAGCCUGAAGAGCCACAUGUGGCGCCACACCGGAGAGAAACCGUUUCACUGUGACGUCUGUGGGAAGAAAUUCACUCACAAACGUUCUCUCAACAUCCACAUGACAAAUCAACAUGUUUCGUUAACCGCGUAGACGACGUCGAUGUUUCUGACUUCAUCAUGUUCAUUUCAAGUAUUUCAACUCUAGUGUCUGUCAUGGACAUUAGGGCUGGACGAUAUGGACUAAAAGUUAUAUUUUUUACACGAGUUAUCGCCCAGCCCUAGUGGACAACGUCUGAAAGUACUUCUGUUAUUUAGUAGUAUUUUCAAACGUACUCAAACAUAAACAUGUUAUCAACAACUUACUGAAUUCAUCCUUACGUUCAAAUGUGUUGAGAUUAACCUCAGUAACACAAAGUGACCACAUGAGGCAGCACUGGACCAGCGGCUCACAUAGGUAUACUUUAGUUUUUCUCGUGUUCGUUUUUAUAAUGAGAAACAUUUUAUCCAUGUCAUAUUUUGUACUUUCUGAUACAGUGAUUUUAUCAUGUGUUUAUAUAUGUUUAUUUAUAUUCACUGCCUGGCCAAAAAAAAGUCGC
This is a messenger RNA of Solea senegalensis (Senegalese sole), 1945 nucleotides long. Its product is annotated as gastrula zinc finger protein XlCGF8.2DB-like. Gene Ontology annotation, cellular component: nucleus; PcG protein complex; transcription regulator complex. Gene Ontology annotation, molecular function: DNA-binding transcription factor activity, RNA polymerase II-specific; RNA polymerase II cis-regulatory region sequence-specific DNA binding. The transcript is spliced from 2 exons. The coding region runs from base 319 to 1500 and encodes 393 amino acids. Lineage: Eukaryota; Metazoa; Chordata; Actinopteri; Pleuronectiformes; Soleidae. The record is from RefSeq and is a predicted model, not a curated record. Gene Ontology annotation, biological process: regulation of transcription by RNA polymerase II.